This is a messenger RNA of Penaeus monodon (black tiger shrimp), 1674 nucleotides long. Its product is annotated as dentin sialophosphoprotein-like. NCBI's taxonomy places the organism in Eukaryota, Metazoa, Arthropoda, Malacostraca, Decapoda, Penaeidae. Gene Ontology annotation, biological process: cell surface receptor signaling pathway; G protein-coupled receptor signaling pathway. The transcript has 6 exons. Gene Ontology annotation, cellular component: membrane. The record is from RefSeq and is a predicted model, not a curated record. Gene Ontology annotation, molecular function: G protein-coupled receptor activity. Bases 35 to 1549 code for a protein of 504 amino acids.
CAUCCACGUACCACAAAAUCGACAUUGCAGAUCCAUGCGUCCCGUGGCGGAGUCGGGCGAGAGGUCGAGGUUCCGCUUCAAGAUGUACUCCCUGUACUCGUGGGGAUGCCCGCUGCUCAUCUCCCUCGCCUCCAUCAUCGUGCAGGAGCUGCCGGACGACCUCGGGGUCAUCAAACCCAACUUCGGAAACACCAAGUGCUGGUUUGAUAACAAUACAUCGCUUUGGGCUUAUUUCUAUGGAUUUGUGUUGACCAUCGUGAUAGCCAACAUUAUUUUCUUUUGUCAAGUGGCUUAUAUCCUCGUCAUGGCCCAGAACGACCCUAUCUUACAGAGAACUCGACAGCAGAACAGGGAGAGAAUGUGGCUCUACGUGAAGCUGUUUUUUGUAAUGGGAAUAACUUGGAUUGCUGAGAUCGUGUCGUGGCAGGAAGGAACGUGUGAAGCUUGGGUCUUUACAGAUGUUAUCAAUUCACUCCAAGGAUUUUUCAUUUUCGUUAUAUUCAUCUGUAAGAAGAAUAUGCUGAAGAAGAUUCGCUCCAAGUGGGACCCCUAUCUCCGGCGCAUGAAAGAAAUGGUUGGAUCAACUCGGCUGUCUCACUCUGGUGUGGCCAAUACAUCUCAAGUUCAUUCUUCCUUCAGUUCGACAAGCAACAGACCAAACCAUUCAGCUGCAUCACAGAAGACAGUGCAAAGUCAGAUAUCCCUUGACCCCACAUCGUCAACAAGACGGUUGUCUUCCAGCUCCCUCUCCCCCGUCACAGGGGUGCAGGUUCAUAGCCAAAACAAAAUUGCAAUGAAUACUAUUGCUGAAAGCUCAAAUGAACAAGAAGGUAAUAAUGCUAAUGGGAACUUACCUACUACUGAUGCCUCAAAACCUGUACCACAGAAAAUGAGUUCAUCAGGCAGUGGAAAUAGCAAUACUGAUGGGACUUCACAUAUGGUUGCAGGUAUGCCAAGUAGCACUGUUAACUCCUCUGAUGUUUCUGUUGAAGAAUCUGGAAAGCCACUUCACCUCACGGAGAUCACUGAUGAACCUACACCAGUUACAACAAAAGACAGCAAAAUCUCUAUAUCAGAGGAUGAGGGACAAGACCAGGGACAUGAAAAUGAAGUCCAAACACCUAAUAAACUGACUCAGUCUCUGCCAUAUGACAAGAUGGAGAUACCAGCAAGUGACACAGUUUAUUUAAGUGAUGAGUCAAAGUGUACAUCAGUAAAUGACUUUAGGUCUCCUGACACGAGGCCAGUUUCAUCGUCAGGGAGCACUGAUGAAGACCCUAUUACCAUUAAUGGAGAAAUACCUCAGAGGAUUGAUAAUGGAGUAUCAUAUCCUGUGAAUGAAGCUACUGUUUUGAGAGUAAGUUCUCCAAGCCCAGAACUUUCACCAUCUGAGAAGGUUAUUAAAGAACAUGCAGAUAUGAAUGAUUCCAAGCUAAAGAGUGAAGAGAAUAAAAAAGGGUCAUAUGACAAUUCAGGACUUCAUGAGCAUCAAGAAACAAAGGAUCUUAGUCUGCAUCAUUAUGGUCAUGAAGAACCAGUGAAUGUCUGACAUGGUCCCUUGUAAAGACAAUGUAUCUGUGACUUGCUUCAGUUAUCAUAACAUGUACAUGCAAGACAAGUAAUGUAGACAUCCUAUGAACUGAUAUAGGUCAUAGAAAAUUUAGAAAAAAAAAA